CCGCCGCCGCCGCCCGCGCCAUGCCCGCCCCCGGCUCCGAGCUGCAGCGCCCGCCGUCGCCGCCCGCCGCGCAGAAGCCGCGCGCCCGGCCGCAGCCGCCUCCCCACGGGGAGCUGCAGUACCUGGGGCAGGUGGAGCACAUCCUGAGCUGCGGGGCCCGGAAGCACGACCGCACGGGCACGGGCACGCUGUCGGUGUUCGGCUUGCAGGCGCGCUACAGCCUGAGAGAUGAAUUUCCUCUGCUGACAACCAAACGUGUAUUCUGGAAGGGUGUUUUGGAGGAGUUGCUGUGGUUUAUCAAGGGAUCCACAAACGCUAAGGAACUGUCUUCCAGGGGAGUGAAAAUCUGGGAUGCCAAUGGGUCUCGAGACUUUUUGGACAGCCUGGGAUUCGCCAACCGAGAAGAAGGGGAUUUAGGCCCAAUUUAUGGCUUUCAGUGGAGGCAUUUUGGGGCAGAAUACAAAGAUAAGGAUUCAGAUUAUUCAGGUCAAGGAGUCGACCAGCUGCAAAAAGUGAUUGACACAAUCAAAACCAACCCUGACGACAGAAGAAUUAUUCUGUGUGGUUGGAAUCCAAAAGAUCUUCCUCUGAUGGCCCUACCUCCGUGCCAUGCCCUCUGCCAGUUCUAUGUGGUGAACGGUGAGCUGUCCUGCCAGCUAUACCAGAGGUCAGGAGACAUGGGGCUGGGCGUGCCCUUCAACAUCGCCAGCUACUCCCUGCUCACCUACAUGAUCGCACACAUCACAGGCCUGAAGCCAGGUGACUUCAUACAUACUUUGGGAGACGCGCAUAUUUACCUGAAUCACAUUGAGCCGCUGAAAAUACAGCUGCAGCGAGAACCAAGGCCUUUCCCAAAGCUUAGAAUCCUUCGAAGAGUUGAGACAAUUGAUGACUUCAAGGCUGAAGACUUUCAGAUCGAGGGGUACAAUCCUCACCCAACUAUUAAAAUGGAAAUGGCUGUGUAAAGUGCUUUUAAAAGAGGUGAUAUUCAGUCUGUAGGGGUUGACUGAAUGCCCAGGCUUUCACUGUUUGCCCUAGAGGGAGGAGGAGGAACUAGGUAAAAAAUCUCUCGGUGACCAGCAGCUAUUAUUCAUUAACUUGUAAGAUGUUGCCACUGGCAAAAAAGCUUUGAGUUUGGUUGACUCACUAAGGUGUGAAAGUGCCGAGUUUGGGAAUAAAGUUAGGAAAGUGAACACUGAAAUACACUUAAAACAUGUACAUGCAUUUCAAUCCGUUUUUAUGAAGGUCUGCGAAUUUCAAGAAUUACACAUCAGCUGUUCACCCCAAAUUUGAGCAAGCUGAGUAACACCAGCAUUCUUAAUGUACAGUUGUGGCUAUGAACAUUUAAAGUUAUUUGCUUUAUAUAUUGCUGUAAUAAAUGUGUGUAUUGCA
This is a messenger RNA of Nyctereutes procyonoides (raccoon dog), 1392 nucleotides long. It is a transcript of the gene TYMS, whose product is annotated as thymidylate synthetase. Bases 21 to 965 code for a protein of 314 amino acids. Gene Ontology annotation, molecular function: thymidylate synthase activity. Gene Ontology annotation, biological process: dTMP biosynthetic process. The record is from RefSeq and is a predicted model, not a curated record. Gene Ontology annotation, cellular component: cytosol; mitochondrion. The transcript has 7 exons. NCBI's taxonomy places the organism in Eukaryota, Metazoa, Chordata, Mammalia, Carnivora, Canidae.